AUGAAAUUACUGAAAAAUGGUGAACAACCUGCUAGCAAUAAGGUAAUAAAGUUAAAGACAGAGGAACUUAGUGAUAAGGUAGAGCCAAAGAAAGUUCUAAUUCGGUGGUUAGCCUCUCCAAUUAAUCCAGCUGACAUCAACCAGGUUCAAGGUGUUUAUCCAGCUAAACCACCACUUCCUGCUGUUGGAGGAAUUGAAGGUGAUCAUGUAAUUCCGCUUCGCUGUGGUGUAGGAACUUGGCAAACCUGUAAUUAUUAUGAUGAGCAAGAUUUAAUAAAGAUUGAUAAUGAUAUACCAGUAGAAGCUGCAGCUUGUUUCCAAGUGAAUCCAUCGACCGCCUAUCGUAUGUUAACCGACUUUGUCGACUUACAACCCGGAGAUUUAGUAAUACAAAAUGGAGCUAACUCUACAGUGGGAAAAGCUGUUGUACAGAUAGCUCACGCUCGCGGCCUACGCACUUUGAAUGUGAUACGAAAGUCUGAUCACUCAGACAGUGCAGCUAAGGAACUGAAAAAAUUGGGGGCUGAUAUGGUGCACACGGAAGACGAAAUGAUCAAGGAGCUUUUUUUAACUACGCAAGAGACUACUUUUCUCUUGAGGUUCACGGCUUUCACGGCUUUUUUAUAUGCUCUAGUAUAUGACUUACUUUCCAAUUAUUCAACACUGUAUUUACAGAUAAAAGAUGCUAAGUUGGCUCUGAAUUGCAUUGGUGGAAAAAGUACUUUAAUACUUGCUAGCUGUCUUAGCAAAGGUGGUGUGAUGGUUACAUAUGGAGGCAUGAGCAAGCAUGCCAUUCAAGUACCGACAGGCCCGCUGAUCUUUAAGGAUAUUCAGUUGAAGGGAUUUUGGGUGACCGGCUGGUACGCUCGUCCAGAAAAUAUGGCGGUCAGUCCAAUUCAGUGCUUUUCGAUGGUUCUUUCAUUAGAAAAAAUGGCCAAGAUGUUCCAUGACCUUUCCAAACUAGUUCGUGAAGGAAAACUGAAGUCACCAGAUUAUGAUAAACGACGCUUGGAAGAUUACCAAGUAGCGUUUGAUAUUGCGGAGAGUGGAAGUGGAAAGAAGCAGCUAUUUGUUAUGUAG
Enterobius vermicularis (human pinworm) is the source of this 1080-nucleotide messenger RNA. Lineage: Eukaryota; Metazoa; Nematoda; Chromadorea; Rhabditida; Oxyuridae. The record is from the annotation of a GenBank genome assembly.